Molecule: messenger RNA, 2315 nt
Organism: Cyclopterus lumpus (lumpfish)
Lineage: Eukaryota; Metazoa; Chordata; Actinopteri; Perciformes; Cyclopteridae
Product: chloride anion exchanger-like
Exons: 20
Coding region: 1-2262 (753 amino acids)
Biological process (GO): transmembrane transport
Cellular component (GO): membrane
Molecular function (GO): oxalate transmembrane transporter activity; chloride transmembrane transporter activity; bicarbonate transmembrane transporter activity
Source: RefSeq, a predicted model, not a curated record
AUGAUGCGACGGGGAGCUCAGCAGUACGUGGUGGCCAGGCCGCUGUACUCGGAGGAGUCCUUCGCCGAGGACCACGAGGUGGUCUAUAGGCCCCGCAAGACCAUGCUGGACCACGUCAAGCAGUACUUCACAUGCGACGCCAAACGAGCCAAGAGCGCGGCUCUCUCUCUCCUGCCGGUCAUCGGCUGGUUUAAGAUCUACCGGAUCAAAGAGUGGCUGCUCAGCGACAUCGUGUCCGGCGUCAGCACCGGACUGGUGGCAGUCCUGCAAGGUCUGGCCUACUGUCUGCUGGCCUCUCUGCCUCCCUGGUACGGGCUCUUCUCCGCCUUCUUCCCUGUCGUCGUUUACUUUUUCCUGGGCACCUCCCGACACAUCUCAGUGGGUCCGUUCCCAGUCUUGUGUCUGAUGAUCGGCUCGGUGGUCACCAGGUUGGUCCCAGACGAGGGUCCGCCCCUCAACAUCACAGGCUUCGAUGGCCUCACCAGAGAGGAGCAGAGAGUGCUGGUGGCUUCUUCUGUGAGCUUCCUCGCCGGCAUCAUGCAGCUGGCGAUGGGUGUUCUGCAGGUGGGCUUCGUUGUCAUGUACCUGUCCGACACUCUGGUGUCAGGCUUCACCACAGCAGCCGCCAUCCACAUCCUGGUGUCCCAGCUCAAGUUUGUGUUAGGGUUGACUGUUCCAGGCAUCAGCGGUCCACUCUCGCUCAUAUAUACCCUGGAGAUCAUCUUCAAUGACAUCACCUCCACCAACGUGUGUGACGUGGUGAUCUCCCUGGUGAUCAUGGUGGUGGUGUUCGUCGUGAAGGAGCUGAACGACCGAUUCAAAUCCAAGCUGCCUGUACCCAUCCCCAUAGAGGUCAUCAUGACUGUCAUUGCGUGUGGAGUUUCAUACGCGUUUGACUUCAAGACAAGAUACGGCAUUGAAGUUGUCGGCCAUAUUCCAAAAGGGUACGAGCCUCCGAUAGCACCAAACCUGCACAUCUUCCAGGAGACGGCGGUGGAAGCGUUUCCCAUAGCGAUCGUGGGUUUCGCUGUUGCCUUCUCCGUGGCAAAAGUCUAUUCUGUAAAACACGAUUACACCAUAGACGGAAACCAGGAGCUGAUAGCUUUUGGAGCCAGCAACAUCUUUGGAGCUUCCUUCAAGUCUUUUGCUGCGAGUACAGCGCUCUCCAGGACCGCUGUGCAGGAGAGCACAGGUGGCAAGACUCAGGUGGCUGGUUUACUGUCAGCUAUCAUAGUGAUGAUCGUCACGCUGGCCAUUGGAUUCCUACUGGAGCCGCUCCCGAAGUCUGUGCUGGGUGCUGUGGUUAUCGUCAACCUGAAGGGCAUGCUGAUGCAGUUCAGAGAGGUCCCGUACUUGUGGAGGAGGGACAAACCAGACUGUGUGGUGUGGUUAGGUACCUGUAUUGCAGCCAUCUUGCUGGGUCUGGAUCUCGGAUUGGCUGCAGGCCUCGGUGUGGAGCUGAUCAGUGUUGUCCUCAGGACUCAGUUCCCGCGCUGCAGUCUGCUGGCCAACAUCAAAGGAACUGAUAUCUACAAAGACAGAAAGGAUUUUGUUGAUAUAUAUGAGCCAGAAGGAGUGAAGAUCUUCAGGAUACCAUCACCAAUCUUCUUUGCCAACAUUGAGUUCUUCAGGAGCAAGCUGGUGGAAGCUGUUGGCUUUAACCCGCUCAGAGUGUUGAGAAAGAGAAACAAAGCACUGAGGAUGAUCCGGAAACUUCUCAAGAAGGGAGACCUUCAAUGGACAUCAAAAGGCUUCAUGAACACCUCAUGUGGGCCCAUCAAGGAGUCAGAGGAUAAGAGCAACAUGGAGGAGCUGGACCUGCCCACGGACUUCAAGGACCUCCCGACCCGGAUCGACUGGAGCGCCGAGCUUCCCGCCAACAUCAGUGUCCCCAGAGUGGACGUCCACAGCCUGGUCCUGGACUUUGCUGCCGUCUCCUUCCUGGACAUCUCCGCUCUGAAGGGACUGAAAACGAUGCUGAAAGAGCUGAUCCGGGUCGAAGUUGAGAUUUACAUUGUGGCUUGUGAUCCUUACAUCCUGGAAAAACUGCAUGACUGUUGCUUCUUUGACGAUGAAGUUCAGCCGUCAAUGUUCUUCCUGACUGUGCACGAUGCCAUGCUGCACAUCCUGGAGAAACAUCCAGAGUCCACAGAAAAUAAAUCUGACUAUGACAAGAUUAUAACAACAGUCACGGUUCACCACCCUGAAGGCAGUUUAAGGAGCAGAGACAGAAGUGCUCCAGAUCCAGAAACCAGGUUAUAACUUCUGAAUAAAAAAAAACACCACAAACAAACCACAAAAAAAGACAAAAAGAG